Messenger RNA from Chenopodium quinoa (quinoa), 2502 nucleotides. RefSeq names its product extensin-3-like. Bases 897 to 2126 code for a protein of 409 amino acids. The record is from RefSeq and is a predicted model, not a curated record. The transcript is spliced from 3 exons. NCBI's taxonomy places the organism in Eukaryota, Viridiplantae, Streptophyta, Magnoliopsida, Caryophyllales, Amaranthaceae. Gene Ontology annotation, molecular function: metal ion binding.
CACAAAUGACAACUAGAAGAUGAAAAGCUUUUUAUUGUUCAUCAUUAAACAGUUAAUCACAAAUCCAAUGAAAAGCCACAAACUUGAACCGUAAAUUAGAGUAAGGUUUCAGUACCACUCCAUGACAUGAUAAAAUAAGAAUCUGAUGUCUGCUAACCACAAAAGAAAAAAGACAGUUUCUGACAUGAUAAAGCCCUAAUAAUAAUAAAUCAUACCAUAUCACAAAGUCACAAAGUUAGGACAGUACCCUUAAACCCCAUAUUCAAUUAGGCAGCCUGAAGUAUGAACGCUCCUUUUCUUAUGAUAAAAGGAUUCCUUUAGAGUGGACAUCCUUCUCUUCUCUAAAAAGCAAUUUUGACCAAAAUGAGCACUAUAUCAUACACUACCACAGCACUUCAAAUUACUAUUCUAUUCAUCUUUCAUUUUCUUCCCCAAACUUUGUGUUAAUUUUGUAUUUUGUUUCCCAGUCAGCAUUGGAUCGGAUAUCCUAAACACAGACGCUUCUUCAAUUACAGUAAACAUCCACCCAAAAAGAAAAUUCUUUUCCACGUAAAAUUAACAAAGUUCGAACAUAAAAAAAUCGACCUCUUUUCGAUAACUAUCAUUCCUUACCUAUUCCUUUUCGAGUUAGAUAGAGACCCUAUAAACCUAAACGGCAAGCGUAAUACUUUCUUGUGCAACCUCUCUUUCCCUGCACCUCAUCCUCUAAUAAAAGUGAUUCCUUGCAUGUCCCACCCCUUUCAACUUUAAAAUAUUCCCUCCACAAAUACAAAAAUGAUGCCACCUAAACUUUUAAACAGUUGCACACCUGCAUCUCAAAGCCAAUUUUGAGGUUUUCAGCAUCUUCCUCAUUUCCUACAAGAUGGCUUCAGGAUUAGAGUUUUCCUGCCAAAACUAUGCAGAGACCUCAAAUCACCGAGAUAAAUGUCCGCAUGGAUUGCAAUGGGUGUGUGCAGAAGAUAAAAAAGGCACUGAAUGGCAUCAAUGGGAUAUAUGAUCUCUACAUCGACUUUCCCCAGCAGAAGUUAACAGUAAUUGGAUGGGCAGAUCCUGAAAGAAUCAUCAAAGCUAUAAAGAAAGUCAGGAAAGUUGCUACCAUCUGUUCUCACACAGAAGCACCAGAUCCUAAUUCCCAGCAAGCUGAACCAUCACCACCAGAUGGCGGAGCCCCAUCAUCAGAUGCAGGGGCACCACCCCCAGAUGGAGGGGCACAACCUCAAGAUGCGGGAAACGCUCAGCCAGCAGAGCCUCCAAAAUCAGAAGAAGCACCCCCACCACAGGAACCACCAAGUGAUCAACAACCACCACCACAACCACAACCACCUGAAAAUCCACAGGCUCAAAUUCUACCACCUGAAUCAAACCCUCCAACUGAACCCCAACAACCACAGCAAGCAGACGCUUACAGACCAAGGGAUGUAGAGGAGGUUCAUGUAGUAUACCACAAUCCACCUGACUAUAGUUAUCGAUAUGGUCAUAGCAAUGGGUAUGGACCUGGAUACAGUCAUAGUUAUGGUGGACACUGGAGCAGCCAACCAGGACCUAGUCAUAGACACGAGCAACCCCCUCAACCUAUUUAUCACAAACAACCACAUCAAUCUGUAUAUCAUGAACCACCACCUCAACCUCUUUAUCAUGAGCGUCCUAGACCCAUCUAUCAUGAACCACCACCUCAUCAUGUUUAUCAUGAAACACCACCUCGUCUUGUAUAUCAUGAACCACCAUCUCGACCUAUAUAUCGUGAACCACAAUCACGACCUAUUUAUCAUGAGCCACAAUCACGACCUAUUUAUCAUGAGCCACCAUCUCAACCUAUUUAUCGAGAGCCACCAUCUCAACCUAUGUAUCAUGAAUCACCAUCUCAACCUAUUUAUCAUGAACCACCAACUAGAACUGUUUACCAUGAACCACCACCUCAACCUCCUCGCACGACUCACAGUUACAACAUGUACAGACCAUCAUCUUCCAUCACAGAAUACCAAUAUGUACGAUCACCACCACAACAAGCAGCCUAUGGUCUGACGGACCAUUACAAUAUGGAUUCAUAUCGCAAUAGCGCAGCAAGUAAUGGGAAUGUUACUUCAAUUUUCAGCGAUGAAAAUCCAAAUGCAUGUACAAUCGUAUAGGUUCAAGAGUUUCAUUGCGAAUGGAGAAUCCUAUUUCUUUGUCCAUUCAGGUUGAUAGGUUGGAAAGCUAGUGGGCCAUGGCAUGACAUUAAGUGGCAAUCAAUUAUUGUAUAAGCCUGUGAUAAUGCCGUGACAAGAAUCAGAUUCUUACUUGUGGUUAGAGAGGAAUUGAUGCGAUAUUCUGCCUUACCUAGAGGUCUAACAUACAGCCUUAUAAAACAAAUAUAUAAAGAAACAUGUGCACAUUUUUGUUUUAUACUAGGGCUUGUACUUUUAGAAGAGAAGAUACUGUCUAGGUUAAAGUCAUCAGCAAAAUGGUCUAUCUAGGUGCUUUAACAUGAUUGAAAUGUGUAAAUUUCACAAUACAUUUUUUAAU